Cryphonectria parasitica EP155 is the source of this 2916-nucleotide messenger RNA. RefSeq lists its product as uncharacterized. The record is from RefSeq and is a predicted model, not a curated record. Bases 1 to 2715 code for a protein of 904 amino acids. The transcript is spliced from 9 exons. NCBI's taxonomy places the organism in Eukaryota, Fungi, Ascomycota, Sordariomycetes, Diaporthales, Cryphonectriaceae.
AUGGCAGGUCAGCUCAGGUUCGAUGGCCAGGUUGUCGUCGUCACUGGUGCUGGUGGUGGUCUUGGAAAAGCCUACGCCACUUUCUUUGGAUCAAGGGGAGCUAGCGUUGUGGUCAACGACUUGGGAGGAUCGUUCAAGGGCGAAGGCAACUCCACAAAGGCCGCCGACGUCGUAGUUGACGAGAUCAAGAAGGCUGGCGGCAAGGCUGUUGCCAACUACAAUUCCGUCGAAGAUGGCGACAAGAUUAUCGAGACCGCCAUCCAGGCAUUUGGCCGAAUCGAUAUCCUGAUCAACAACGCCGGCAUCCUGCGUGAUGUCAGCUUCAAGAACAUCAAGGACGAGGACUGGGACCUGAUCUUCAAGGUACAUGUCAGAGGUGCCUACAAGUGUGCCAGGGCAGCAUGGCCACACUUCAGGAAACAGAAGUACGGUCGUGUUAUCAACACCGCAUCAGCUGCGGGUCUGUUCGGUAACUUCGGCCAAACGAACUAUUCUGCCGCCAAACUCGCCCAGGUGGGCUUCACCGAGACCUUGGCCAAGGAGGGCAUCAAAUACAACAUCCUCUGCAACGUGAUCGCGCCCAUCGCGGCGAGCCGCAUGACCGAGACUGUUAUGCCCCCAGAUAUCCUCGAGCUCAUGAAGCCCGAGUGGGUCGUUCCUCUGGUGGCCGUGCUGGUCCACAAGGACAACACGACCGAGACUGGUGGUAUCUUCGAGGUCGGUGGCGGCCACAUCGCCAAGCUGAGGUGGGAGCGGUCCAGCGGUCAGCUGCUCAAGUGUGACGACAGCUAUACCCCCGGCGCCAUCCUGAAGAACUGGGACCAGAUCAUCGACUUCUCCAAGCCACAGCAUCCGACUGGUCCUAAUGAUUUCGUCUCGCUCCUGGAGGAAUCCCAGAAGCUGGGCCCCAACCCACCAGGCGAGAAGCUCGACUUCUCUGGCCGCGUUGCUCUUGUCACCGGCGGAGGCGCUGGUAUCGGUCGGGCCUAUGCCUUGGCAUUCGCCAAGUACGGUGCUGCUAUUGUAGUCAAUGAUCUUGCCAACCCCGAUGGUGUUGUCGACGAGAUCAAAAAGCUGGGUGGCAAGGCUGUGGGCGUCAAGGCCUCGGCUGAGGAUGGCGAUACAGUUGUCAAGGCCGCCAUUGACGCCUUUGGCCGGAUCGACAUUGUCAUCAACAAUGCAGGUAUCCUGAGGGACAAGUCAUUCCACAACAUGGAUGACAACCUGUGGGACCCCGUCAUGAAUGUCCACGCCCGCGGCACAUACAAGGUGACCAAGGCCGCCUGGCCAUACAUGCUCAAGCAGAAAUAUGGCCGCAUCAUCAACACUACUUCCACAUCUGGUAUAUAUGGCAAUUUUGGUCAGGCAAACUACUCAGCGGCCAAAUGUGCUAUCCUCGGAUUGUCGCGUGCUCUCGCACUCGAGGGUGCCAAGUACAACAUCUAUGUCAACACCAUCGCGCCCAAUGCUGGUACUGCCAUGACAAGGACGAUUCUUCCCGAGGAGCUUGUUCAGGCAUUCAAGCCCGACUACAUCGCACCUGUGGUCGUCGCUCUCUGCAGCGACAAGGUGCCCAAGAACCCAACUGGUGGCCUGUACGAGGUCGGCAGCGGCUGGGUCGGCGCCACCAGGUGGGAGCGGACUGGAGGCCACGGCUUCCCAACCGAUGUUCCGCUGGUACCCGAAGAGGUGCUCAAGAACUGGAAGGACAUUGUCACCUUCGAUGACCGCGCCGACCACCCUGAUAAGACCCAGGCGAGUUUGGAGAAGAUCAUGGCGAACGCAGGAAACAAGCGGGGUGGGAGUGCCAAGAGCGAUGCUCCUGCCGGUGGAAACCAAUACCUAGACGCCAUUCAAGACGCCCUGAAGAAAGAAGGAAAUCCCACCGAGUUCAAGUAUGGCGAGCGUGAUGUAACGCUCUACAAUCUCGGCGUGGGCGCGAAGAGGACGGAUCUGCGCUACGUCUUCGAGGGAGAUGAGGACUUCCAAGUGCUCCCCACCUUCGGCGUCAUCCCACCCUUCGAUGCGGAAACGCCUUUCAGCUACGACGACAUAGUCCCUAACUUCAGCCCCAUGAUGCUGCUCCACGGCGAGCAGUACCUCGAGGUCCGAAAGUACCCCAUACCAACCUCUGGCAGGCUCCUGUCCAAGGCCAAGCUCAUCGAGGUCGUCGACAAGGGCAGCGCUGCUAUUGUCAAGCACGGCGUGACAACCACCAACGCCGACACGGGCGAGGAGCUGUUCUACAACGAGAUGACCGUCUUCCUCAGGGGCUGCGGUGGAUUUGGCGGCCAGAAGAAGCCGGCUGACAGGGGCGCCAGCACGGCUGCGAACAAGCCGCCCGGCCGCGCCCCGGAUGUCAUCGUCGAGGAGAAGACGACAGAGGAGCAGGCCUGUGUCUAUCGGCUGAGUGGAGAUUACAACCCCCUCCACGUUGACCCUGCCUUCGCCAAGAUGGGCGGCUUCAAGGUACCUAUCCUCCACGGCCUCUGCUUCUUCGGCAUCGCGAGCAAGGCUGUGUACGAGAAAUUCGGCGCUUUCAAGAACGUCAAGGUGCGUUUCGCCGGCACCGUGCUGCCGGGCGAGACGCUUGUGACUGAAAUGUGGAAGGAGGGCAACAAAGUCCUCUUCCAGACCAAGGUCAAGGAGACGGGUAAGCUGGCCAUUGGUGGCGGUGCGGCCGAGCUGCUUGACGGCUCCAAGGGCAAGCUCUGAAGAGGGCACGGAGGGGGGAUCGGGGAGCCGGAGUAGAAAAGAUUGAUCGAUGUGUAGGAUUGUUUCUCGUAUUUUCUCCUCUUCUUUCUUUCCCGCAUUGCUGUAUCAUAUGUGCAGCAUUCCGACCUUGUUGGACUUGGUUUUCUGCUGCAAGUCGUGUAUAUCUGUCUCAUUUAUUAAGGGAUUGACUCUAUUGCUUCG